Molecule: messenger RNA, 417 nt
Organism: Symbiodinium natans
Lineage: Eukaryota; Dinophyceae; Suessiales; Symbiodiniaceae
Source: the annotation of a GenBank genome assembly
GCGGCCAUACACAGAAGCGACGCCAUCGAAGCACCGCCAGCGUGCUUGCGAGUUCUGUUCCUGGAUUUACGGGCAUUUCACAAGCUGGUCGCUCUGUGGGAAAGCUUCUCUGCACUCACCCAUUGCCUACCGGGCCUACCGCCUCCUGCUGCGCAGGUGCUGCGCAAAGCCUGGUCGUGCAAACCUGACCAGCUUAAUCGCCAAUGCGUUUCUGCACAGACGUUUGCCAGCAGAAGCCGGCAGGAGGCGGCACAAUUCUACAGCGAUGAGGCGAACGUCGCAGCAUCAAGCAAUGCUUCGAAACACAUGAUGCUCGCCGGCAGCGGGCAGUGGGAUGACACUAGCUUGCACUUGAAGGUCUGUGCGUAUGUGAAGUCAGCGGCAGAAGUUGCAGCAACCAGGCCGACAUCAGAACAA